Messenger RNA from Phytophthora infestans T30-4, 1578 nucleotides. Its product is annotated as secreted RxLR effector peptide protein, putative. Bases 1 to 1578 code for a protein of 525 amino acids. The transcript has a single exon. The record is from RefSeq and is a predicted model, not a curated record. NCBI's taxonomy places the organism in Eukaryota, Oomycota, Peronosporomycetes, Peronosporales, Peronosporaceae.
AUGCAACUUUAUUCGGCGACGCUGUUAGCUAUAAUGGCAGCCCUCCUGUCUUCCGUCGAAAAUGCCGCGGUGUGUGGCUUGUCGAAAACAACGACUGCUAAUUCACCAGCGAAAUUCCGAAUGUUGCCUGGUAAUCAAGUUGGUAUCUCGUCCAGUAGGCUACUAAGAGUCUCUGUUGCAAAUGACAAAAGAAGUGAAGACAGAAUGAUGAAUGCUGUUAUUGAAAAGCUGAAGAGUGUGGUGAUGGCGGGGGCAUCAAAGGUCCAUGGGGAUGUGGACUGGAAGUCCUUACUUGCAGGGGAGCAAUCGGCCGACGAAAUUCUAAGUGUGUUUCAGCUAAAGGAUGGCAUAAAAUCAGCUCUGUUCAGCCCUAGAUUGAAGAGUUUGGAGCGCUACGUGAGAGAAGUGAACACGAGGAACCAAAACAGCCAAAUGUCAGUGAUUGGAGUAUUCACACGACACUACGGAGAUGACGAAGUGGCAAAAGCACUCGUGACUGCACAAAAGGAUGCUCAGACAAAGGGUGCAUUCAAUACGAUUCGUCAAUUACGAAAAGACCAGCUAUCGAAUUGGUUGGCCAGCGAGAAAUCUGUUGAUGAUGUUUUCACGCUGCUAAGACUUCGCGAGGAUGGGUACCAAGCUCUUGCGAGUCCGAAGAUGGAGGUACUGGAUGACUACUUGAAACUUGUUAUCCGCACUUAUUCAGGCAAGGAAACGGUACUCCAGACUUUAACGAAGGGUUUUGGUGGAGAAGAUAAACUGGCCAAGAUACUGCUGAUCGCAAAAGACGAUGCCAGUACAAGCGAACUGGCGGCAGCGUUGCAAAAUGCGCUACUCAACAAGUGGAUGGCAAGCAAAAUGCAGCCUGAAAGCGUGCUGAAGAGACUUAGUGUGGACAGCAGUUUGGAAGAUACCCUAUUCGGCCAAACCCUACCCACAUUAGCCGCGUUCAUCUUGAAGUACAACUCAAGGAACCCAAGUAGCAAGGCAUCAUUGAUUGGGACGAUUUCCGCCCAUUACGGGGACGAUGUGGUGGCGAAGACACUCUUUAAAUUUAGGUCUAAUGAUGCCACGAAAGACCUGGCUUCGAGUAUGCAGAUUCAGCAGUUCAACCAGUGGCUCACGAGCAAAAAAUCAGCCGACGAUGUUUUGAAGUUGCUAAAGAUUAACUCCAAUGAGUUUUUAGAACAACUUAGCCCAAAGUUGGAGGUCUUGAGCGAAUACAUCACGGCUCUCAAGACUGUGAACCCCCGAGAGAACACUGAUGUGUUCACGGUGGUCAGCAACAGCUUCGGUGGAGAAGGCGGACUGGCACGAACGAUCGUUGCGAUGAUGGAGAAGCUCGAAAUGUACAAUGUGGACACUGCCACCUAUCUUGGCACUGUGUAUCAAAAGGCGCUGUUUAAGCGCUGGUUCAGAAACGAUAUCGAGCCAGAAAGCAUUUACACGAAGUUCCUCAAGGUGGACGCAGCGUCUGCUGGCGCUCUAGACAUUGCUGUUGUUACCCGAUACACGUCAUACUACAACAAGAAGAUGGCUCCUCCUCCUGUCUUCACCUUCAAUGAUCCGAGGCGCUAG